AUGGCAAUGGUUUGCUUCAAGGUUUCUGAUCAUUAUGAUGCAUUAAAGACGUCGGAUCUUACAAAUGUUGAAACAUUGGUCAAACCAGACGCCGAAAAAUAUUUUGUUGAACGAUCCGAAAGUACUGAAAAUCUUCCACGAUUGCCAGCAUUAUCGGAAUCUCUGAAUACAGCUUUUGAUGAAAAGUCAUUAUUCCCAAAAUAUAUGUUAGAUUUUGAAAUGAAAAUGAAGAAUCACCACAAUACUGUAAUGAACCAGUUUUUACACGAGUAUCUUCGAGGAGCACUGGGUGUAUCAAACGGUACACAGUUUCUUGUCUCAUUUGAACGACAAAAUUUAAGCCCUUGA
This is a messenger RNA of Lottia gigantea (owl limpet), 348 nucleotides long. RefSeq lists its product as hypothetical. NCBI's taxonomy places the organism in Eukaryota, Metazoa, Mollusca, Gastropoda, Lottiidae. The record is from RefSeq and is a predicted model, not a curated record. Bases 1 to 348 code for a protein of 115 amino acids. The transcript is spliced from 4 exons.